Messenger RNA from Numida meleagris (helmeted guineafowl), 6176 nucleotides. RefSeq names its product EYA transcriptional coactivator and phosphatase 4 (gene EYA4). Bases 423 to 2291 code for a protein of 622 amino acids. NCBI's taxonomy places the organism in Eukaryota, Metazoa, Chordata, Aves, Galliformes, Numididae. Gene Ontology annotation, molecular function: protein tyrosine phosphatase activity. Gene Ontology annotation, cellular component: nucleus. Gene Ontology annotation, biological process: cell differentiation; negative regulation of extrinsic apoptotic signaling pathway in absence of ligand; positive regulation of DNA repair. The record is from RefSeq and is a predicted model, not a curated record. The transcript has 19 exons.
UCGGUUCUCCCCCCCGGCUGUCACCGCGGGCGGAGGACCCGCGGCGGGGAGCAGCCCGCACCCACUCCGGGUCGCGCCCGCGGUGAUUUCCCCCGAAAAGCGAGCGGGUCCCUCGGCAGCGCCGCUGCCAAUCAGCCUUUGGCAUCUAAAGUUUCAUCUGCGUUCGCGAAACGGCUGUUGAGAGCCAGGGAGGUGCACGGCUGCUGUCCUCUCGUUAUCCCGCGGCCGGGCUGAGCGCAGCGCCCGGAGGCACGGCGGUGGCAGGCGGUGUGACAUGCCCGGCGGCUGCACCCACGCGAGAGGCGCCGUACCGACCUGGGAUCCGAACUGCGGCAUGAAAUCGUGCUAGAACAACCACUGAGCUAUAAAUUGAACAGAAGAUAAUUUCUGCUUGUGGUGAAAAAGAAAGGUGAACAACCUCCAUGGAAGACUCUCAGGAUCUAAGUGAACAGUCAGUAAAGAAAACGUGUACAGAAUCAGAUGUGUCAGAGCCUCCGAACGCCAGGUCUAUGGAAAUGCAAGAUCUAGCAAGUCCUCAUAAUCUUGUUGGAAGCAGUGAUGCACCGGGUAGCUCUAAACUGGAUAAGCCUAAUCUCAGUAGUACAUCAGUUACAACAAAUGGAACAGGAGUGUCUCUUCUUGCAGUCAAAACAGAGCCCAUGAACAGCAAUGAAACAACAACAACAACUGGAGAUGGAUCGCUUGACACUUUUACUGGGUCAGUAAUAACAAGUAGUGGCUAUAGCCCAAGAUCAGCGCAUCAGUACUCUCCGCAGAUAUAUCCCUCCAAGCCCUAUCCACACAUUCUUUCUACACCAGCAGCUCAAACAAUGUCUGCCUAUGCCGGACAAACCCAGUAUUCAGGAAUGCAGCAACCAGCAGUCUAUACAGCCUACUCACAGACAGGACAGCCAUACAGCCUACCUACUUACGAUUUGGGUGUAAUGUUGCCAGGCAUCAAGACGGAAAGUGGGCUGUCCCAGACACAGUCACCACUGCAGAGUGGGUGCCUCAGUUACAGUCCAGGGUUUUCCACCCCACAGCCAGGCCAAACACCGUAUUCUUAUCAGAUGCCAGGUUCUAGUUUUACACCAUCGUCCACUAUUUAUGCAAACAAUUCUGUUUCAAAUUCUACGAACUUCAGUAGUUCACAACAGGAUUAUCCAUCAUACACAGCUUUUGGCCAAAACCAGUAUGCACAGUAUUACUCAGCAUCAACAUAUGGUGCAUAUAUGACCUCAAACAACACAACCGAUGGCACUUCAUCAUCAUCAUCAACCUACCAGUUACAGGAAUCUCUUCCUGGCCUGACUAGUCAACCAGGUACAGAUCUACAUUCAGGGGAGUUUGACACAGUACAGAGCCCCUCCACGCCAAUCAAAGAUCUUGAUGAGAGAACAUGUAGGAGUUCUGGGUCAAAGUCUCGGGGUAGAGGGCGGAAGAAUAAUCCAUCACCCCCUCCGGACAGUGACUUGGAGCGUGUAUUUGUUUGGGACUUGGAUGAAACAAUCAUAGUUUUUCAUUCGCUGCUUACAGGAUCCUAUGCACAAAAGUAUGGCAAGGAUCCACCAAUGGCAGUGACCCUUGGACUGCGAAUGGAAGAAAUGAUUUUUAAUCUUGCUGAUACACAUUUAUUUUUUAAUGAUUUAGAGGAAUGUGAUCAAGUUCACAUAGAUGAUGUUUCUUCUGAUGAUAAUGGACAAGACCUAAGUACCUACAGUUUUGCAACUGAUGGCUUCCAUGCAGCUGCAAGUAGUGCAAACCUUUGUCUGCCAACAGGUGUAAGAGGAGGGGUUGACUGGAUGAGGAAGCUGGCUUUCCGUUACAGAAGAGUAAAAGAGUUGUAUAAUACUUACAAGAACAACAUAGGAGGACUCCUAGGUCCUGCAAAAAGAGAUGCAUGGUUGCAAUUAAGAGCAGAGAUUGAAGCUCUGACAGACUCCUGGCUAACAAAUGCACUUAAAUCCUUAUCAAUUAUCAGCACAAGGAGUAACUGUGUGAAUGUGUUGGUAACAACAACCCAGCUUAUCCCAGCACUUGCAAAAGUCUUGCUAUACAGCUUAGGAGGAGCUUUUCCUAUUGAAAAUAUUUACAGUGCAACUAAAAUAGGAAAAGAAAGUUGCUUUGAACGAAUUAUGCAAAGGUUUGGCAGAAAAGUAGUAUAUGUUGUAAUUGGGGAUGGUGUAGAAGAAGAACAGGCAGCAAAAAAGCACAACAUGCCUUUCUGGAGGAUAUCCAGUCAUUCGGACCUCUUGGCUCUCCAUCAAGCACUGGAACUAGAGUAUUUGUAACUGUGUUGUAAAGUUGGCGAUCCUUUUUUUUUUUAUAUAUAUAUUUCAAGUACACUGAAUUUUUAUGUGUGAUAUAAUGCCUCUGGCUUUACACAUAUGAAUUGUCUUAAGAAGGGAAGAAAUACUUGGAAUUAAAAAUUCCAAAUUGAAGAAUUCAGAUUGCUGAAUGGAGUUAAAACAUUAGUGCUACAUAAGGAAGCUCUAUGAUCUUAUAUAUGCAACGUUUUUAAAUGGAUUAAAACUGUGGAGGUUGCUGGUACACACCAAAUGAGCUCUGACAGGAGUGAAGAAAGGACUCGAACUGGCAAAGCACCAACAUGCGUUUUCCAACCGACAAGGUGGUGUUCAACAACAUUCCUCAAAAUGGGAUAUAUUCUCAGCACUGAGGUUUGAACCAGACUUAAGCCUACCUAACCCAGAAAAUCUGAAUUGGAAUGCACUCAGACUGUAUAAUGACAAUCCUGUCUAGACCUGUAAUUUGUGUAAAUUAUUGAUGAAAAUAACUUACUGUGACUUUAUUAGCAGCUGAUUUUGGAAGUGGAUGCAAUUUUUCUUUCUUUUUGGGGGGACAGGGGAGGGAGAGGGUUAUAUAAUAUUGUCUCUUUUAUAAGUUUGGCAAACAGAAUGUGCAUAAUGAUAUGUUGUGCCUUAAGGGGAAGACUGUGUUUGUGUGUUAUAAUGUAACUUUGGUUAAAAACUAUGUAGAUAAACAAAACAAGAAAAAAAAAGCUUUUGUGAUAAUUUUUGACAUGACCAAAAUUGAAAUUCAGAGAAAUCAAAGAGAAGGGCUGCACCAAAGCAUUUAAGGUUUUGUUGCAGUAAGAAAAAAAUAAUAAAGGAAAGUUUGUGUUUUUAUUUGGAUUCUCAAUAAUUCCACUGACUGAGGACAGUUGAGAGUAUGUUGGGAGGUUGAUAGUGGGGACCGCUACCUUGAAAGCAAAAAAAGAGGAGUUUAACACCUUCAACAUCAUUUCUUGAUUCUCUGAUGAGAGAACUAAGAGCCAUUUUCAUGAAUUACUUAGCCCACUGAAAACCAUGCAGUGAGCGUAUUUGCUACAAAUUCCCAGCCAGUAGAUGAAAUAUCUGGAGUGCACCAAUGGCAUUACUGGAAGGUGAACAUGUUGUAUUAAGCACAGAUGGAGGAUAAAAUAUUGGUUCUUGAGAAAGAAGAGAAUUAUAAAGAAUGUCUUACUGGUCAGAUGCACAAAUUAUUCUACAUUCAGCAUAUCUAGGAUCAACUUCGGCAGCUGGAAUUGCUGGCAAGAUGGCAUUGGCACUCUCAGGAGUACAGCCCAUUUUGGUAAAUAUUUUGGUAUAUUUUGGUAGCUUUUCCAUUCUGUUCCUCAUGCAGGUGUCUACUGUUUUGAGUCAGCUUUGUCUUUCUUCACCUAAUUUUGAUUACAAAAGAUUAAUAUACAGGAGCAACCAUAAGGGUCUUUGAAUUCACAUAUUUCCACAGCAUGUCAGGCAUCUGAGGAGAGGAUAAGGAGGGGAUUUUGAUGAAGAAGUAUUGAGAAAUAUGUUACCUUUAGUCAUGUAUAUUAAUAAUUUUGGUCCAUAUGGUGAUAAUUACCUUGCAAGUACUGAACAUGCUGUCUUUCAGCUCUGGAAAAUGAGCAAGGUCCAUAUUCAGCACAGGAUCCCCAGUAACCUACAUGCAGCUUAAGCACUCUGAAGCAACUGGAGUGGUUCAUCUCUCAUUGCAGAAGAUGGAAACUGCUUCUUAAUUUUUAUUACUCUGUGUGGAGAUGCCUGAGGUUGCCUGUGCUCUGACUGUGUGAAGAAGUGUGAACAAGAGAUAUUAAAUGUAAACUCCAAUUAUGCUUACAGAAGAACAGCAGUCAGCACUGAGCUGAAGUUCUUCAUCUCUGAUUUGAAGCCAGUGUAUGCCUAGUUACCAGGUAGUAAGCAAAUUUAAUCUUUGUUGAUAUAUUACAUGAAAGUUAUUUGGUAGGUGAAAGCCUGGAGCCACUAAAAAAACAAGGCAAAAUUCCUUUGUAACUUCAUGAAAAUGGAAUUUCUUUGCUGCUUUGGAAUUGGGUAUACAAGUCACUGGAAAAGAAAAAUAAUUUUUUGUUGUCACUAGAAAGUGUGAAGCCAUCACAUAAGAAUAACCACAUAAGAAAUCACUGUGCACCAGCUACUUAGAUAAAUCUGUGUAUCCAACAAGUAAAAAUGAUGUACAAGCUUAAUUAUAUUUACAGAAUUUGUCUAGUCAAAUUUGCUUAGAAGUACAUUUUCAUAAGACCUGUGGUGCCAGUUUUUCAUAGUCUUCAAGUGAGAAAUAAGUGUUUCUACUAGAAUAGCAAAAAGGUUGAACAAAGCCCUUCUCAAAUUCCAGCACCAUAACAUUGUGUGAGAAUGUCAACAUAAAAGUUUUUAUGAAAAAAACUUGUAUAAUGAAGUAGCUUAUUUUUCUUUUUUUUUUUUUUAACAAGUGAUAGCAUUAUUUAAAUGCAUGAAACAAUUUUAUUUCUCUUUUUUUCUUGCUUUUCAGUGCUCUUUACCAAAACAGAUGUUAGAACAAACAAUAGCCCAGCAACAACCAUCAGUUCUUAAAAAGGUUUGCAGCGGAGUUGUUCUUAACUAUCUGACAAGUCUGGCUCAAUUAAUAUACUGGACUUUCAGAGAGGAGGUGGAGGCAAAAGGAGGGAAGUUUUGCAGAACAUGACAAACUUCUGAUUAUAACUUGAAUUCUGUGUCCUAAGCCAGCAAAAGUUAAUCAUAAAAAUAUUCCACAAAAACGCACAAAAAAACCCCACCAAAGAUUUAUCUCAAAAACCUUCACAAUCCUAAAACUCUGAAGUAAAAUUGCAGAGCACAAAUACUGUCUUGCUAAGCAAAAAUUGUUACAUAUCUUUUAAUAAGACUGUGUUGUACAUGCCUGUCUUGUAGAAAGAAAUGACUGCGAUAAAUUUUCCUGCAUGAACAAUAGAGAGGAGAAAAUUACCAAGGCAGAGAUGUAGUCAAGACAGACUGUUCCAGAUGGGAUUAAGCUGAAGGUUGGUCAUUUUGACAUUGAGUGCAUUUUAAUUCAACAACGUAUUAAUCAGAAACUGCCUUCCCUUCAGCCUCUCCUGAACUAUCACAAUUGAGCACAAUGUCAUGUUUGCAAGUAUUUUGUGCAAAUGACGUAUAGAAUAUAAUGCCUUUGCUGAUACUCUAGCAGUUUUCAGUCAGUACAGAACUUGAAAAUUCAUUAGGCAUUUGAAUACUCAGCUUACAGAAUACAAUACUGUGAUUGCAGUCACAAAUUAGUAACUUAAAUAGAUAUAACUCCAUGCAGCUCAGCCUAUCAGUGAAAAAGGAAGCAAAAGCUAAAAACGAUGAUUCUUUUUAGAUGCCUGUGGAGAUAGCACACAAAGACAUAGGUGGCAGCUAGCUCUCAGUUAAUGAUUUCAUUAAAAGCCAGUGUGAGCAGCAGUGUUUGCAUCCACAGUAGAUGCAGAGUAUGUUCCAGUGUAAGCACUGACAAGAGAGAUGAAGCCAAAUCAAAAUCCUUUAUACAGGCGCACUUCGUCUCAGAGCAGAUGAAAUCCUGCAUCCAAUGAAACUGCAGAGUUUGUGGAGAAUGUGGGCUUGGCCCACAAUAGGAAACCUGAAUUUUAGCUGUGAGUUUAUGUCCAGAUCCAGGGUUUUGGUUCAAAAGUCAUCUCUACUUUACAGGAGUGAUACCAAGCAUAUGCUUGAAAUGAAUAUGGUAUUUAGUAACUUUGAAGAGGAGCUGAAAUGACACGAGCCAAAUCCCAGCAAUAGCAGCAUUUUUGAGAUAAAACUGAAGCCAAGGGUGUCUGUUAUGUAUUAGCAGAUUAUAGUUUAUUGGGGCCUACAUAAUUUAAGAAAAUGUAAAUUAAAAUUAAAAGCUUGUAAAAUUAUGUACAUCUU